AUGUCCGGACAUCCGCAGGGCGGCCACUACGACGACGGCUACGGCCAGACUCAGGGCCAGCAGUCGCACCCUCAGGACGCCUACUACCAGGACGACCAAUACGGUCAAUACCACGACGAGUCUCGUGGCCAGUCUCAGUACCAGCAACAGGGCGAUGCUUAUUAUGACGAAUCAGCUUAUUACGACGGUCAUGGUGGUCAACAGCAGUAUCAACAAAAUGGCAACGGCUACUACGACGAUCGCGGUCAGCAGGGCUACCAAGACGAGUAUUACAACGACCAGUACUACGACCAAGGAGGCGCUCAAGAUGGUUAUGCACAAAACGGCCAACCGCCUCGCCGUCGCGGCCACGACUCCGAGGAGGACUCUGAGACCUUUAGUGACUUCACCAUGCGUUCUGACAUGGCCCGCGCAACCGACAUGGACUACUAUGGCCGUGGAGACGAGCGCUACAACAGCUACCAGGAAGGUGCCCGUGGCUACCGCCCACCCUCCUCUCAGGUCUCCUACGGCGGCAACCGUUCGUCCGGUGCAUCCACGCCCAUCUAUGGAAUGGACUACUCGAAUGCCUUGCCCGCUGGCCAGCGCUCUCGUGAGCCCUAUCCCGCAUGGACCGCCGAGGCACAAAUCCCGUGUACCAAAGAAGAGAUUGAGGACAUUUUUCUGGAUCUGACCGCCAAAUUCGGUUUCCAGCGCGACAGCAUGAGAAACAUGUAUGACCACUUCAUGACGUUGCUAGAUUCCCGCGCGUCACGCAUGUCACCCAACCAGGCGCUUUUGUCGCUUCAUGCCGAUUAUAUUGGUGGCGAAAACGCCAACUUCCGGAGAUGGUACUUUGCUGCUCAUCUCGAUCUCGAUGAUGCCGUUGGAUUUGCAAACAUGAACCUUGGAAAGGCCAGCCGUAGAACGCGCAAGGCUCGCAAGGCUGCGAAGAAGAAGGCCACCGAGAACCCAGGCAACGAGGAUGAGACGCUGGAUGCCUAUGAAGGCGACAACAGUCUCGAGGCGGCUGAGUACCGCUGGAAGACUCGCAUGAACCGCAUGUCACAACACGAACGCGUUCGCCAGGUGGCUUUGUACCUGCUCUGCUGGGGUGAGGCGAACCAAGUUCGUUUUAUGCCGGAGCUCAUGUGCUUCAUCUUCAAGUGCGCAGACGACUACCUCAAUUCGCCUGCUGGUCAAGCGCAGACCGAGCCCGUCGAAGAGUUUACGUACCUCAACGAAAUCAUCACCCCGCUCUACCAAUACUGCCGUGAUCAAGGGUACGAAAUUCAAGAUGGCAAGUACGUCCGUCGUGAACGCGAUCACUCCUCCAUCAUUGGUUAUGACGACAUCAACCAGCUCUUCUGGUACCCAGAGGGUCUCGAAAGAAUUGUCUUCGAAGACAAGUCUCGCAUCGUAGACCUUCCGCCUGCUGAGCGAUACGCAAAGUUGAAGGACGUGGUGUGGAAAAAGGUCUUCUUCAAGACCUACUACGAGCGUCGAUCAUGGUUCCACAUGAUUGUCAACUUCAACCGCAUCUGGGUCAUUCACUUGACCACUUUCUGGUUCUACACCGUCUUCAACUCUCAGCCCGUCUACACCAAGAAGUACGAACAACAGCUGGACAACCGACCGGAGAGGGCCGCCAUCCUUUCCGCUGUUGCUCUCGGUGGUACGAUUGCUUCUCUGAUUCAAAUCUGGGCCACCCUUGCUGAGUGGGCAUACGUUCCACGCAAGUGGGCUGGUGCUCAGCAUCUCACCAAGCGUCUCAUGUUCCUCCUCGCCGUCUUCGCUGUCAACAUUGCACCCAGCGUUUACAUCUUUGGUUUGGACAAGCGGACCGGCACCAUCGCCAACAUUCUUGGAGGCGUUCAAUUCGCCAUUGCUCUGCUUACCUUCAUAUUCUUCUCCAUCAUGCCUCUUGGCGGUCUCUUUGGCAGCUACCUCACUCGCAACUCGCGCAAGUAUGUUGCCAGUCAAACCUUUACCGCCAGUUAUCCGCGUCUCAAGGGCAAUGACAUGUGGAUGUCCUACGGCCUAUGGGUUUUGGUCUUUGCCGCCAAGUUGGCCGAGUCGUACUUCUUCCUGACCCUGUCGAUCAAGGAUCCUAUCCGUAUCCUCUCGCACAUGAAGAAGCCCGACUGUUUGGGUGACGCGAUCUUGGGAGACAUUCUAUGCAAGUACCAGCCAAGAAUUCUGCUCGGUCUCAUGUAUUUCAUGGACUUGAUCUUGUUCUUCUUGGACUCGUAUCUGUGGUACAUCAUCGCGAACAUGUUGUUCUCGGUUUCCCGAUCCUUUUACCUCGGUGUCUCCAUUUGGACCCCGUGGAGGAACAUCUUCUCCCGCCUGCCCAAGCGUAUCUAUUCAAAGGUUCUGGCCACCACGGACAUGGAGAUCAAAUACAAGCCCAAGGUGCUCAUCUCCCAGAUCUGGAACGCUGUCGUCAUCUCGAUGUAUCGGGAACAUCUUUUGGCCAUUGACCAUGUGCAGAAGCUUCUUUACCACCAGGUCCCGUCUGAGCAAGAAGGCAAACGUACCCUGCGAGCACCAACUUUCUUCGUCUCUCAAGAAGACCACUCCUUCAAGACGGAGUUUUUCCCGGCCCAGAGUGAGGCUGAGCGUCGCAUCUCUUUCUUCGCCCAGUCCUUGUCUACGCCGAUUCCUGAGCCUCUUCCCGUGGAUAACAUGCCUACAUUCACCGUCUUGAUCCCUCACUACGGUGAAAAGAUCCUGUUGUCUCUCCGUGAGAUCAUUCGUGAAGAUGAGCCCUACUCUCGGGUCACCCUCCUCGAAUACCUUAAGCAACUUCAUCCUCACGAGUGGGACUGCUUCGUCAAGGACACAAAGAUUCUGGCGGACGAGACAUCUCAAUUCAACGGCGACGAUGAGAAGGGUGAGAAGGACACCGCUAAGAGCAAGAUCGAUGAUCUUCCCUUCUACUGCAUUGGUUUCAAGUCUGCUGCUCCCGAAUACACGCUCCGUACCCGUAUCUGGGCUUCUCUGCGUUCCCAGACGCUUUACCGUACUAUUUCGGGUUUCAUGAACUACAGCCGUGCGAUCAAGCUUCUAUACCGCGUGGAGAACCCAGAGGUCGUCCAGAUGUUCGGUGGUAACUCUGACAAGCUCGAGCGUGAGCUCGAGCGUAUGGCUAGACGCAAGUACAAGAUCUGUGUUUCCAUGCAACGUUAUGCCAAAUUCACAAAGGAGGAGCGUGAGAACACCGAAUUUCUCCUCCGUGCCUACCCUGAUCUUCAAAUUGCCUACCUGGACGAGGAGCCACCACUCAAUGAGGGUGACGAGCCACGCAUUUAUUCCGCCUUGAUUGAUGGUCACUCUGAGAUCAUGGACAAUGGCAUGCGUCGCCCUAAGUUCCGCAUUCAACUCUCUGGCAACCCUAUUCUCGGUGAUGGCAAGUCUGACAACCAGAACCAUUCCAUCAUCUUCUACCGCGGAGAGUACAUCCAGCUUAUCGAUGCUAACCAGGACAACUACCUCGAGGAGUGCUUGAAGAUUCGCAGUGUCCUUGCAGAGUUCGAGGAGAUGACCACCGAUAACGUUUCGCCCUACACUCCCGGCAUCCCCAAUCCAAACUUCAACCCUGUCGCUAUUCUCGGAGCUCGUGAAUACAUCUUCUCCGAGAACAUUGGUAUCCUUGGUGACAUCGCUGCUGGAAAGGAACAGACAUUCGGUACUAUGUUUGCUCGAACCCUGGCUCAGAUUGGUGGCAAGCUCCAUUAUGGUCACCCUGAUUUCCUCAACGGUAUCUUCAUGACCACUCGUGGUGGUGUUUCCAAGGCCCAAAAGGGACUGCAUCUGAACGAGGAUAUCUACGCUGGCAUGAAUGCUCUUCUCCGUGGUGGUCGCAUAAAGCACUGCGAGUACUACCAGUGUGGAAAGGGUCGUGAUCUUGGUUUCGGCUCUGUGCUCAACUUCACAACCAAGAUUGGUACUGGUAUGGGUGAGCAGAUGCUGUCCCGCGAGUACUACUAUCUGGGAACACAGCUUCCUCUCGACCGUUUCUUGUCCUUCUACUACGCCCAUCCUGGUUUCCACAUCAACAACAUGUUCAUCAUGUUGUCUGUGCAGUGCUUCAUGUUCGUCUUGGUCAACCUCGGCGCUCUCAACCACGAGAUCAUUCUCUGCCAGUUCAACAAGGACCUCCCGAUUACCGAUCCUCAGUGGCCCAACGGUUGCGCCAACUUGGUACCUGUAUUCGACUGGGUUGCACGUUGUAUUGUGUCCAUCUUCAUUGUCUUCUUCAUCUCCUUCGUGCCCCUUGUGGUUCAAGAGUUGACUGAGCGUGGGUUUUGGCGCGCUGCGACUCGUCUCGCCAAGCACUUCUCAUCUGGUUCGCCCUUCUUCGAGGUGUUUGUCACGCAAAUUUACGCCAACUCCCUCCAGACGAACUUGUCAUUCGGUGGUGCUCGUUACAUUGGUACUGGCCGUGGUUUCGCCACUGCCCGUAUUCCAUUCGGUAUCCUCUACUCUCGAUUUGCUGGACCAUCCAUUUAUCUUGGUGCUCGUGCCUUGAUGAUGAUUCUGUUCGCUACCAUCACGGUCUGGGGACCAUGGCUCAUCUAUUUCUGGGCAUCCCUGUUGUCUCUUUGCUUGGCCCCCUUCCUCUUCAAUCCUCACCAGUUCUCGUGGGACGAUUUCUUCAUCGACUACAGGGAGUACCUUCGCUGGCUGUCUCGCGGAAACACUCGAUCCCACAGCGCGUCCUGGAUCGGUUACUGCCGUCUGUCACGUACUCGUAUCACGGGUUACAAACGCAAGGUGCUGGGAGAUCCUUCGUCUAAGCUCUCGGGUGACGUUCCACGGGCUCAGUUCAGCAACAUCUUCAUGGCAGAGAUCCUUGGGCCCCUUGUUCUUGUCGCUAUCACCUUGGUCCCCUACCUGUUCAUCAACGCUCAGACUGGUGUCAACGACAGGCGCAACACUGCUGAGGAGAAGCCCAAUCUUCCUCCUCCCAAGGCAUCAGGCGCCCUUGUCCGCAUUGGCCUUGUUGCUCUGGGACCUGUCGCCGUCAAUGCCGGUGUACUGGCGGGACUUUUCGCCUUGGCUUGUUGCGCUGGACCUCUCCUGAGCAUGUGCUGCAAGAAAUUCGGUGCCGUUCUCGCCGCCAUUGCGCACGCCAUUGCUGUCAUCAUGCUGUUGGUCUUCUUCGUCGUCCUGAUGUUCCUUGAGGGCUUUAGUUUCCCGAGGGCAUUGGGUGGUAUGAUUGCAGUCACCGCCAUCCAGCGAUUCUUAUUCAAGCUGAUCAUCUCUCUUGCUCUCACUCGUGAGUUCAAGGCGGAUACUUCCAACAUCGCUUGGUGGACUGGAAAGUGGUACACCAUGGGCUGGCACACCAUCUCGCAGCCUGGCCGUGAAUUUCUCUGCAAGAUUUGUGAGCUUGGCAUGUUCGCCGCCGACUUCAUCCUGGGACAUGUCCUUCUCUUCUUCAUGCUUCCUGUCUUGUUAAUUCCUUACGCCGACAAGUUCCACUCUGUCAUGCUGUUCUGGCUUCGCCCAAGUCGUCAGAUCCGACCUCCCAUCUACUCGCUCAAGCAGACCAAGCUUCGCAAGCGCAGAGUUAUCCGCUAUGCCAUUCUCUACUUCACCCUCCUUGUGGUCUUCCUUGUCCUGAUUGUCGGACCCAUUAUCGUUGGGGAAAAGUUCAAGUUUGAUUUCCCCAUGACGCUGCCCAUGGAGAUUCUGCAGCCGACUGGUUACAACAACAACGACACAACUACGUCGGUGACUGGAAGCUGUGUGAAUGGCAUGAAGUGUCCCGAAUGGAAUCCUGCUGGCGAGACAGCUAGCUCGGAUGAAGCGGUGGACCCCGCAACUCGUCGUUUCCGCCGCUACAUGGCCUACUAA
This is a messenger RNA of Plenodomus lingam JN3, 5844 nucleotides long. RefSeq lists its product as uncharacterized. Gene Ontology annotation, molecular function: 1,3-beta-D-glucan synthase activity. Gene Ontology annotation, cellular component: plasma membrane; 1,3-beta-D-glucan synthase complex. Gene Ontology annotation, biological process: fungal-type cell wall polysaccharide biosynthetic process; (1->3)-beta-D-glucan biosynthetic process. The record is from RefSeq and is a predicted model, not a curated record. NCBI's taxonomy places the organism in Eukaryota, Fungi, Ascomycota, Dothideomycetes, Pleosporales, Leptosphaeriaceae.